Messenger RNA from Rhincodon typus (whale shark), 2428 nucleotides. Its product is annotated as protocadherin-10-like. The record is from RefSeq and is a predicted model, not a curated record. Gene Ontology annotation, biological process: homophilic cell-cell adhesion. Lineage: Eukaryota; Metazoa; Chordata; Chondrichthyes; Orectolobiformes; Rhincodontidae. Gene Ontology annotation, cellular component: plasma membrane. The transcript has a single exon. Gene Ontology annotation, molecular function: calcium ion binding. Bases 1 to 2403 code for a protein of 800 amino acids.
AUGAUAAUGGCGACUGUACUGAUGAACCGGGUGUCUAUCAUUUUUUUGAUCUGUAUUUCCAACCUGGUUUCCGAACAACUUCGCUACUCGAUUCCCGAGGAAAUGGAACGUGGAGCCUUUGUUGGCAACGUCGCUGAAGAUCUAGGAUUAAAGGUUUGGGAAUUACCGACUCGCAAAAUUCUGCUGCUUUCUGAUUACUCGAAGCAAUACAUGGAGGUAAAUGUAGAAAAUGGCUUCUUGUUUGUUAAUGAAAGAAUCGACAGAGAACAGCUUUGCAGCAAAUCCGCUGCAUGUUCUCUAUCUUUCCAAAUCACACUCGAUGAUCCUUUGGAAAUAUAUCCCGUUGAAGUGGAGAUACUAGAUGUAAAUGACAAUUCGCCCGUCUUUUCGAAGAAGGAAUUCUAUUUGCAAAUCAAUGAGUUAAAUGCGCCGGGCACUCGCUUCCCUCUCGAGAGCGCGCGUGAUCUGGAUGUGGGUACCAACACAAUCAACACAUAUCAGAUCAGUCCGAACAAGCACUUCGGUGUUAAAGUGCAGGCAAGAAGAGGUGGAAGUAAAAACGCCGAGCUGGUAUUAAAGACGCAUUUGGACCGUGAGCAGCAGGCAAUGUUCACUCUUGUAUUGACGGCUAUCGACGGUGGGAUUCCGCACAGGUCUGGCACAGCGCGGAUCAUUAUUAAUAUCAUGGACGGAAAUGAUAACCCGCCUUUAUUCGAUCAUGAAACCUACAGGGCGUCUGCGCUAGAAAACAUGGCGAAUGGCUCUUUGGUCUUAAAAGUUCAUGCUGUUGAUGUGGACGAAGGGACAAACGCUGAGGUAACAUAUUCUUUCACAAAUCAUGUUUCCCAGAAUAUUCGAGAGUUGUUCAAAUUGGACCCUGUGACUGGAGAGAUCAGAGUUCGAGGAGUACUGGAUUUUGAAGAAACAAAUGUUUAUGAAUUUGACGUCCAAGCAAUGAACUCAGCUCCACCUGAAUUGUCAGCUCUUGCAAAUGUUGUCAUCGAUGUAGUUGACACGAACGACAAUAGCCCUGAGUUGCAAAUAACAAUGCUAUCCAGUGCUGUACGGGAAGAUGCUUCUUCGGGACUUGGUAUAGCUCUCAUCAGCGUAACGGAUCGCGAUUCUGGCGAAUAUGGUGAAGUUCAGUGUCAGAUUCCAGAGAGCAUACCGUUCAAGAUCGAAAAAUCUUUGAAGGACACCUACAAGUUGGUAACCAAUGGCAUUCUGGAUCAUGAAAUAUCUCCACUAUACAACAUCUCCGUUUCAGCCUGGGACGGUGGAUUUCCUCCUCUUUCAGUAAGUAAAUUCAUUGUGGUUUCAGUAAUUGAUGUAAAUGAUAAUGCACCAAAAUUUACACAAUUGUCAUAUAACGUGUAUCUGACGGAGAACAAUACACCCGGUGCUUCUAUAUUUGCUGUGAGUGCAACGGAUGCUGAUUUGAAUCAGAAUGCAGAAGUCUCUUAUUCUAUUAUCGAUAACCAACAGCAAGAAGAAAUGCUUUCUUCUGCCUACAUCACGAUUAACUCUAAAAAUGGGAACAUUUACGCGCUGCACUCCUUCGACUACGAGCAACAGAAACAUUUCCGGGUGAAAGUCCGAGCUCAGGAUGCUGGAUCGCCUCCACUGAGCAGCACUGUCCUUGUAAAUGUUAUUAUAUUGGAUCAAAAUGACAAUGCACCCAUUAUUGUUUCACCUUUAACAUGGAACAACGCAGCGACAGUGGAAGUUAUACCCCAUUCAACAUAUCCAGGAUAUCUAGUCAUCAAGGUAAUUGCCACUGAUGAAGACUCUGGUCAGAACGCAAGGCUUUCCUACGAAUUACUGGAAUCUACGGAUGCUGGUCUCUUUACUGUUGGACUUCUCUCCGGAGAAAUCAGAGCAACGCGAACAUUUAAUGAACAAGAUAUCAUUGCCCUACGCGUGGUCGUCUGUGUGAAGGACAACGGACAGCCAAGCCUUUCCAGCACCGCCACAAUAUCCUUUACCAUAACGUCCAAUGUUACUGAGAAAUCAUUUGAACACCGAGAUGAACCCAGACGUUCGGAUCAUUUUUCAGGUUUAAAUAGUUAUUUAAUCAUCAUUUUUGGAUCCACUUCCUUUUUGUUUCUCACAAUAAUAUUAUUUUUGUUAACCCUGAAGUGCAGACAAGAUAGAAAUACUGCUGCAGACUAUAGCUCUGCAGUUUGCUGUUGUAAUGGGAGGAAUGCGAAUGAUGGCUUUAAUCGUACACCAACAGGAAGGGAUCCUUUGAAUUAUAGCGGGACCGUUCAGACCGGAAGUUAUCAUUACAGUGUGUGCUUGUCACCAGAAUCAUCGAAGAGUGACUUUCUGUUUUUAAAACCCUGUAAUCCUACGUUGCCUUUCAACGAUCUGAGUGUUCAUGACAGCAACGCAAGAAACUAAAUUGGACAGCAAACUAUUCUUUGAA